AUGCACAUUGAAAAAGUUAUUAUCGAGGGAUUUAAAACCUUCAGAAACAAAACAGUUUUGUGUCUGAAACCGGGUCUCAACGUAAUAGUUGGGAGAAAUGGAGCUGGCAAAACUAAUGUCAUGUGUGCCAUACGGUUUGUGUUGUCACACGAGUUUCAUCACCUUUCUCAGAGAGAAAGAGAGAAUUUCCUGCAUAGCUCAGCUGGGUUCCGUGCCACAUCUGCUUAUGUUGAAAUAAUUUUCAAUAAUGAAGAUAGACGUUUACCAGAAGAAACAAAAGAAGUGAGCUUAAGGCGAGAAAUAACAUCAACCAAAGAUGUUUACCUGCUCAAUGGACGUAGCAUUUUGAAGCAUCAAGUUCAGAAUGCUUUGCAAUUUGCUGGGUUUUCCAAAGUUAACCCAUACUACAUUAUAAAGCAAGGACAAAUAAAUAAUUUAGCGAUGUUGUCGAACGAGAAACGACUGGCACUACUCUCAGAAAUAACAGGGGCUGGUUUAUGGAAAGAAAUUCGACCUAAAGAUGAUUCACUUCUCAAAGAUGCGGAAUUUAAAAUCACGGAGCUGAGAGAACUUGUUAAAGAAACGGAAGACGACCUCACGCGUUUAGAAAAAGAUGAACGUCAAUAUCGGAAGUGGUCAGAAAUCAAUACAAAGAAACGAGCCGUCGAAGCAACUUUGGCUAGGAAAGAACAGGCACAACUGGUAGAAUGCAUAGCGAAGGCGAAGAUGCAAUUGAGUAACGCACAAACUGAAGGCCAGACAGCAAGCGCUGAAAUGGCACAAAAAAAUGAAAACGUAGCCGAAGUCGAGAGACGCUCCAAAUUGUACCAAUCGGAAUUUCGUGCAGCUCAAGGGAGACUGAAAUAUCUAGCAGAAAUUGCUCAGGACCUUGCGCUGGAACAUAGCAAGCUGGAGCUAGAACUAACUGACAAACGCGAAAGAUCAGCAAAUAACAAUACGGAGAAGCUCAGCGAGGAGCUGUUGCGUAUUGAAAGAGAAAUAUCCGAGAAGAACGAGGAACUUUUAGUUGUAUGUAAUGACUACGAUACAACAAAGCGUGAAGAAUUCGAGAUUAAUGCAAGAUUGAUGCUGGACGAGCAGCGCCGCCAACAACUUUUUACAAAACUUGGGCGGGAGGCCUUAUUUUCUUCUAUACAGGAAAGAAACCACUGGAUUAAAGACGAACAAUGUAAAUUAAAUCGGCUCAUUCUCCAAGAAGAGGAAGAGCUGCGAAAUAUCACCGAAGACAUGAAGGACGAAGAAUUGAAGGCAAAAACUUUGGAAACCGUUAUAGCGGGUAUCGAGGAUGAAAAAUUGGCAGCUCUGAACUCGGUGAAAAUACUGAAUCAACGUAAGCAAGACUUACUAUUGGAGCAAAGGAGAUUACGAAUGUCCCGCAAUGAAUUAUGGCGGAAAGAGUGCGACGUACGUGACCACUGGAAACAAUCGUAUGACAAACUGGAAAGACUCAAGUGCCAACUUAGGAGUGCAAUGUUUUCGCAAACCCAAGUCUUGGAAGGUAUUGCAAUGAUACUUGAUAACAUGAAAAGAGAAGGACAAGGCACCCUUGCCUUUGAUAUGGCAUCUCAGUAUCGUGGCUUACUGAUCGAUCAGUUUACAUGUGCAGAUGAAGUAUGCUGUGCCAUCGACGCUGUGGGGGGGAACAGACUCUUCUACAGUAUCACUGAUACCGAUGAAGCGGCUUCUGAGAUACUGAAAUGGAUUAAUAAGGAACCUUACAAAAAUGGGUUUGGCUUACCGGGUUCAUUUAAUUUCUAUGCUCGCAAUCGGCUUAAAAGAACUCCUCCAAUCGGCCCCAUCAGGAAUCAAGAUGAUGUGAUGCCAAUGAUGACCAUAGUGAACUGUGCCCCCGAAAUGACGCCUGUUGUGGAACAGAUUUUCGGCCGUGUGCUUGUGUGUAGGGACUUCGAUGUUGCUUUACGCACCGCGAAAACGUAUGACAUAGAUUGCGUCACGUUAGAAGGAGACACGGUUCGAAGGAACGGUGUUCUUAAUGGUGGUUACCGCAAUAUUGCUCAUUCUGGCUCCAAGAUCUAUUUUGAAUUGAAACAAACAAGGGAAGUAGAACAAACUGAAUUGGCCUACCUGCAUGAAGUGGAAAUUGAAAUCCAAGUCGCGGAUUACAAAUGCAACGAAAAUGCAAGUGAAUUACAAAAAAUUGAAACAAAGCUUAGCCAAACAAAAGUAGAACUUCUUGAAGAAGACCUGAAGAAGCAACGUAGCACCUUAUCUCUUUCAAGGCAAGCACUAGAAGGAAAAUUAGCGAUAACCAGGAAGCUGAUGAUGUCUGUGGAAGCGAACCGUGCUAAGAUUGAAAUGUUAGAGGACGAGCUUGAGAAGGACUUUGAAACGGAACUUGGAUCAGAGGAAAGGUCCGAGGUUGACAAGUUGAAUGAAAGAAUUCAAAGCGACAAAAUAAAUCUUAAAAAUGUAAAUGCUACCCGACUGAAGCUUGAGGGUAUGAAGAAUUCCCUAGAGUCACAAUUGAAUGACCACCUCAUGCGAACAAAACAAAAUCUUGAACGUAUCAUCCGUGAGAAAAACGACUGCGGUCCGUAUGGAGCCGAAGUCAACAAGCAAGCAAUAAAAGACAUGGAUGAACAUCUUAAGAAACUUGAAUCGAGGAUGAAAGAAAAUAGUAAAGAAAUUGGGAUUAUUGAAGACAGAAUCGCCGAGUUGUCCAAGGCAGUUGACGAAUCCAAAAACGAGUUAGACGGUGCCAAAAAUCGACGACACGAACAACAAAUAGAGUUGGACAGGCGUCAUGAUGCUAUAAACAGGAUAUUAGAAUCCAUCAAGCGCAAAGAAGCUGCUUUGAAGGUUGUCAUUUCAACGCUGGGUACCCUUGGAACUUUUAGAGAAGAAAAUGAAAAGAAAGUUAUGAAUAUCUACGCUGAGUACAACGUAAAAAAGCUGGAGCGAGAACUAAUCUUGGUUAAAGACGAGCUAAAGCGCUUUGAAGGAGUCAAUCAGAAAGCUCCUUUGGAUUACGCUUUCACAGCAGAGAAGCUGGAGGAUUUGAAGGAACAAAUGGUUCGUUUGAAGAAUGGUCAUCGUCAGUGCAUUGAACUGAUUAAAAAUGUGGAUAGCACGAAAAAUAAUGCUAUCCAGUACUCGCUUAUGCAAGUGGCCAGAUCGUUCCGCAGAAUGUUCAAAACGCUGGUUCCUAGCCCGGGGAUUGGCCAUCUAAAAUGGACUUGCGACGGCCAAGAAAGUGACUCAGACAGUGAAAACGAAGGCGAGCCCCAGAUUCCUGAUGUUGAUCGGAUCACUGGAGUCGCUGUCAAAGUGUCGUUUUCCAAUACCACCAGUAUUCAAGAUUUCAAUAGUCUUUCGGGUGGUCAAAAAUCGGUCGUUAGUAUGGCAUUGAUUUUUGCUAUCCUCAUGAUGGAUCGUGCACCAUUUUAUCUUCUUGACGAGGCUGAUAUGGCGUUAGAUGCAAGUUAUCGCUCAAAGGUGGCCGACAUGGUUGGUAAAUUUUCUCAGAAGUCUCAGUUCAUCGCCAUCACGUUUCGCCCCGAAUUGUUGGAACACGCAGACAACAUUAUAGGAGUCUUUUUCGAUGCUGCUACACAGAUCAGCCGCAUCACUUCCAUUACAAGAGAAGAGGCACAUGAUUUUAUAAGCAACCACGGAAGCGAAUCAACCGACAGCAGUUGUUCACCUAGCAGCGGAGCCAGCCUUCAGUGAAAUCCCGUUCAGCUUUUAUGGCCUCCCUCAGUCGCUUUAAUGUAUGAAACAGUUUUUACUAAGAAAACUUUCCGUUUUUGUUGAUUAACUAUCUACGCUCAACAGUUAAGUGUCCUUAUGCGUUUUGUUCUUUUAAUUUUAUAUAUGAGCAUUUUUUUCGGGGGGCGGGGGGUUGAUGGACGUGUGCAUUUUACCAGAGCAGGUUUUAUUUUUUAGUUAUCCCUCGUUUAAGCCGCACGAAUUUUAAAGGUGUCUUGACACCCUUCAAAAUUACAUUUGGGCGAAAUAUUUUCAAUACACAUUAAUCUCGUAGUGAAGGCAACGUUUCGUUGCUGUCGUUUCGCCGAAUGCAUGUUGUUUAUUCUCUAAAUAAUUUAUGGCAAAAGAAAAAAAAAUCUUG
This is a messenger RNA of Daphnia carinata, 4111 nucleotides long. Its product is annotated as structural maintenance of chromosomes protein 3-like. The coding region runs from base 1 to 3711 and encodes 1236 amino acids. Gene Ontology annotation, cellular component: chromosome. NCBI's taxonomy places the organism in Eukaryota, Metazoa, Arthropoda, Branchiopoda, Diplostraca, Daphniidae. The transcript is spliced from 23 exons. Gene Ontology annotation, biological process: mitotic sister chromatid cohesion. Gene Ontology annotation, molecular function: protein binding; ATP hydrolysis activity; double-stranded DNA binding. The record is from RefSeq and is a predicted model, not a curated record.